GACACUUUAAAUGGCGCAGCUGUGCUAACGAUUGAAAAUGAAGCAGUCUACACAAUCGUCAGCCCGAAUGCACAGGUAAUGGACCUGAAGACUGAUGUUUCACAGCGGAAGCGAACUCUUCCAACCGUGAUAGGAACGUCCGUUGUUCCCAGAGAAAAUGUUGUGGAUUGUGCUUCCUGCCAGAAGCCCAUCCGGGAACGUUACUUGCUAAAGGCCCUUGACCAGUUUUGGCAUGAAGACUGUUUGAAAUGUGCCUGCUGCGACUGCCGUCUGGGAGAAGUUGGGUCCACACUCUUUACCAAGGCCAAUCUCAUCCUGUGUAAGAGAGAUUAUCUCAGAUUAUUUGGUACCACGGGAUUAUGCUCAGCGUGCAAUAAGACGAUCCCGGCGUUCGAAAUGGUGAUGAGAGCCAGAGGCAAUGUAUACCACCUAGAGUGCUUCGCAUGCCAACAGUGCAAUCAUAGGUUUUGCGUGGGUGAUCGGUUCUACCUUUUCGACAACAAGGUGCUAUGCGAGUACGACUACGAAGAGCGGGUUCUCUUCGCCUCGUUGCCCAGCUAUUCCACCUAUAAUAGUCUUGACCAGAUCCAGAGACAAACAGACAGUCUCACUCCUUUGUCGCCGACUGUGGACGACGCUUCCAGUGGCUAUGGAAGCCCGAGUUCUCUCAGAAGUCCAAGUUCUCUCAUCAGUGAUGGGCACUAGCCUGUGAACUGUUUGAUCCACUGUUGGACUUUCUUCAGAAAUGUUUUACGCGCUUAAAAGAGGCAUUAUUUUAUAAAACAAAAAAGAGGUGAAUCUCAGAUGAACAUUAUUUUGACCAUUUGCCACUUGUAAGCCUCGCUUGUAAUUCGAAGUGGCUAACGUAUCGAGAAUUACUACAUUGACAAGCAAAUAUCACGGGGAAAUAAUAAGGUACAACUCUGGUGGUGAUUCACUGGGAAGAAUCUAGAAUUUAUCUUCUACCACAAGGAAUGAGCAUUUUAAAAUAUUGUAAUUCUUAUUUGUUUUAAUCUUAUUGUUUUACAGCUUCUUAUCUUCAAUAAUCAUUCUUUACAUAGUAAAAGAAACCAGCAUUAUACAUAUGCGUUACCGUUGAAACGAUUUUCUGAAAAUACAAAUAAAAUUCUCUGCUUAAAAUUUAUUAAAACAUAGGCAUAUUAAUUGACCUAUGGCUUACAAAUGCAAAUUCGCUAAACAAUUGGUCAUAAAUGAGGAGGAAAAGUAAAAUUCAGUUUAGACAAAAUAAUUCUGUAAUUAUAAACAUACCGUAUAAGUCGAGAUAUUUUGGACACAAAAAAAAAGACUUCAAAGUGGGGGGUGG
Messenger RNA from Stegodyphus dumicola, 1324 nucleotides. Its product is annotated as LIM domain only protein 3-like. Gene Ontology annotation, cellular component: nucleus. NCBI's taxonomy places the organism in Eukaryota, Metazoa, Arthropoda, Arachnida, Araneae, Eresidae. Gene Ontology annotation, biological process: positive regulation of transcription by RNA polymerase II. Gene Ontology annotation, molecular function: DNA-binding transcription factor binding; transcription coactivator activity. The record is from RefSeq and is a predicted model, not a curated record.